GUGUGGCAGGUAAACUUGAUUGACUGAACAUGCAGGUUGGAAACUUUGGCCUGGGGAGCCAUUAACAUUGGGUGCUUCAACCUACGGAAUUUUCAGCAAGCUCAGAGUUGAUUGCGAGUCAAGAUGAUGGACGACGCUGAAGAUGUACAGGCAACCAUCGACAGACUCGAGAGAGAAUGGCUUCUUGCCAACGGUGAAGACAAUCACAGCUCGGGCAGCAGGUCAGAGCCGUAUAAGCCCAGCUACUGCUACGGCUGUGCCAGGACUGCUGGGGUCGCAGUCUACCGCAAGCCCCAGCCUGACAGAAAAAGAAAAAGAGAAGCCCCAGCAUCAAGCAAAGGACCAAGCUCACAAAAACAAGGGCCAAAGCAGGCCAAAGCCAGAACCACUUCCAACCUCAGAAGUACCUCCAAUCUCAAAGUCUCGGCCCGCAUCAAAAAGAAGGCCCUGACUACACUCCUUGGCCAGAAGACUGGGAGAGCGAACCAUCCUUCCUCGGAAACCAACGGCACAAGGAAGCCGCUGGCCAAGAAAACAACCAACAAGAAAAGAGAAUACAUUUGCGAUGAGUGCGGGCAGAGCUUGGCGAGCAGUCGCAACCUCAGGCGACAUCAGCUGCUGCAUUUACAGGUGGUUGUUGACGAGUUCUUAUGCACGGAGUGCGGGGAAACCUUCCUCACCGAGAGGCCUUACCUGAAGCAUCUGCAGGGACACAAGCUCAUCAGCGGCGGCGGGGGCGGGGGCACUGCAGACAAACCCUACGCCUGCGACGAGUGCGACAAAACCUUCAGCCGCUUCGUGUACCUAAGCCAGCACAAGAAAAUCCACAACACCGACAGGCCCUUUGGCUGCCAGUACUGCCCCCGCAUGUUCAAGAGGGAGCACAACCUCAUGGUCCACGAGAAGAGCCACAUGGACAUCUUGCCUUUCUCCUGUGAAAUCUGCGGGAUUGCCUUCACACGCAACACCUACCUUAAGCUUCAUCAACAGGUCCACACAAAGCACGGCCAUGUGUGAUAGAACAAGUCGACAUUUGUACCCAUGCGUUGUUUUGAGUUCCCCCCCCCCCCCACCCCAUAAAGAGCCCAAAUGUGUUGAACGGUGCUAGAAACCAUUAUUUUAUCAGGGAAGGAAGCAUUCAAAACAUUCCAGAUAUGUCUUUUGUCAUAGUUGUAAACAGAAACAGCCAUUGUGUUUUAUUUUCAUAUCACUGGCACCCUACCAGGCAAAGGCAAAUGUUGUCUGUGUGAGCUAAGUACAAUGCUAACCAUUGUGUACUUCACUGCUUCAUAUCUUUGGAGAUGAUCUUCUCCAAAACACUGCAUUCAACAUCUCACUUUGCGUCGCAUGACAAGCACCGUGUCAAUCUGCGGAUGCUCAUUCGCGCCUUAAAUAUUGGCCAGGUCCCGCAGACUAAACCGUUUUUAUUCUUUCAUCCAAAAGGGCCUUAAAUUUUUUUCAGCCAGGAGUGCCUUUUGAGACUGCUUUAUGUGGAUUCAAACUACAGACAAAUGCGGGCACUUGAUCACUGUACACUCACGAUCACUGUGCACUCCUUCAAUGUAGAAACCAUUGUCCAAGUUAUUGUGCAAAGCUACUUCCUCAUGAUGGGUUUAUCUGAACAAUAGCUAGCACUAUGCGUUUUGCCAUUGAAGGGGGCCUUCGUGAUAGAAUUGACAGUGUGCCUUGAUCACUGUACACUCACGAGGCCCCUUCAAUGGCGAAAAUUGUUAUCCAAGCUAUAGUGCAAAGCUACCUCCCUAUGACGGAUUGUCUGAACAAUAGCUAGCACUAUGCUUUUUGCCAUUGAAGGGGGCCUUCGUGAUAGAAUUGACAGUGUGCCUCGAUUGGUCUAUAGGUACUGUACAUCACCUUCAUCUGGAUGGAUAUGUGCAUGUAACUCAAAA
Molecule: messenger RNA, 1907 nt
Organism: Patiria miniata (bat star)
Lineage: Eukaryota; Metazoa; Echinodermata; Asteroidea; Valvatida; Asterinidae
Product: zinc finger protein 62 homolog
Exons: 3
Coding region: 124-1017 (297 amino acids)
Biological process (GO): regulation of transcription by RNA polymerase II
Molecular function (GO): RNA polymerase II cis-regulatory region sequence-specific DNA binding; DNA-binding transcription factor activity
Source: RefSeq, a predicted model, not a curated record